This is a messenger RNA of Ophidiomyces ophidiicola, 1503 nucleotides long. RefSeq names its product inc metabolism membrane protein (gene IZH3). Gene Ontology annotation, cellular component: membrane. The record is from RefSeq and is a predicted model, not a curated record. Gene Ontology annotation, molecular function: signaling receptor activity. The transcript has 2 exons. NCBI's taxonomy places the organism in Eukaryota, Fungi, Ascomycota, Eurotiomycetes, Onygenales, Onygenaceae. The coding region runs from base 1 to 1503 and encodes 500 amino acids.
AUGGCUUGCGCCACGUCCCCCGUGGCCGUGGAAUCUCAUGCUGAACAAGCGCAAAUGACAGAAACCACCAGUUUACUGUCUGCAUCAGAUAUCCUACGAAGUCGAAGGCGCAGACACUCAUUUCAUUCGGUUCGCAGACUCUCGUGUGACUACGAUGCCGACGCUAUCUUCUUAAGAGUUGAAUUGUUUCUAGCAGAUCUAGAACGGCGGCUACAAUGGCUGGAGAACUACAGACAAUCACAUAUAGCAGACGUCGAUUCCGGCUUAAAGCGAGCAUACUCCGCUUUACAGACUGUAAGGGAGAAAUGUUGCCAUGCAUCUGGUGAGCUUAUGGGAAGUGGGAAACGUCGAGCAAGAAUAGUGGUAGAAACGUUGGAGGAGCAAUAUAACCAUGCGCUUGCAACCAAAGAAACACUGGAACAGAAAGCACAAGCAAGUAUGCGACUCAUGGAAAGCUUUUUAUUAGAACUCGAAUCAAGUGUACACGCCGUUAAAGAUCGAGGGAUAUAUGGUGCACUUGAUGAGGGGUGGCGUGCUGUUGAUUCGGGCCUAAACCAUGCUCGAGUGGUGCUCGAUGAGGGGAUGGAACGCGCCCGACAUGCGCAGCUCGCUCUAUGUGAAAGUAUCGAGCGCGCCAUUCUGCUGGCCAAAGAGAAGCGACUUAUCACCUAUGCAGAUCUCCCUCAUCCCUGGAGGGUCAACCCCCACAUCCUGGAUGGCUAUCGUUUCACGACCUCCAAAAUCGAAUGCGUGACUUCAGUUUUUACCUUCUCGAACGAACUCGUCAACAUCUGGUCUCAUCUAAUUGGUUUAAUUAUCGUUCUCGCCGUGGCAUUCUAUUUUUACCCGCUCAGCCCCAACUUCUCUCUUAGCACCAAAGCUGACAUCGCUGUGGCUGCUAUUUUCUUCACGGCCGCCUCCAAAUGUCUCGUCUGCAGCACGGUAUGGCACACCAUGAACGGCAUUGCAUCACAGACCUUAAUGGAGCGAUUUGCCUGCGUGGAUUAUACUGGAAUAUCCUUUCUAGUCGCCGCGUCUAUCGUUACAACUGAAUAUACGGCAUUUUACUGCGAACCCCUUUCUCGUUGGAUUUAUAUCCUUAUGACAUCUUCUCUCGGCAUUGCUGGCCUCAUCCUUCCCUGGCAUCCUACUUUUAACCGCGCUGAUAUGGCCUGGGCCCGUGUCGCUUUCUACGUUACUCUUGCACUGACUGGAUUCGCCCCACUUAUUCAGUUAAGCUACACUCGAGGAUUUACGUGGUGCCUAUAUUUCUAUUCACCCAUAAUGAAAAGUCUUCUUGUAUACUUUUCGGGUGCUUGCAUCUAUGCUUCCCAAGUUCCUGAACGCUGGUGUCCCGGCCUGUUUGAUUAUUUUGGUGGCAGCCAUAACAUCUGGCAUAUCGCAGUGCUGGGUGGGAUUUUGUUUCACUAUCAUGCGAUGCAACACCUCUUUACUGGAGCUUUCACACGCGCGGCAGGCGAAUGUCCGGUUUUAAAGUACUAA